CUUUUCGAAAAUCCCCCACAGAAUCCCAUCCCCCCGGGCCCCGGCAACCGCUGGCGCUGCCUCCAGCCCUCCAACACCACGACCGCCGGGCGGCUCCUCCUCCUCUGCCGGAGAGCUCGGCGGGCGGCAUGGGAACAGAGUAUCCCACCUUCGCCGACGUAUCCGGGGCCCGCGCGCUCCUCUUCCUCGCCGACUCCACACCCCGGCUGGCCCCGCCUUCGCGUCCUCCCGCUCUCAGCGAGGAGUUCUACUGCUACUCGGGCUCCUCGUCCUCCUACUCCGGCGCGUCGACGAGGUCAUGCGUCUCCGACUCGGCACAGCGCGGUCGCCCCGUCGAUCCCCUACGCGUGCUCUCCGUCGUCGCCUCCCUCCGCCGCAUCGACCCUAAGGUGCUAGCCGAGGCCACAAGCGCGCUGUUCCAUACCGACGCAGAGAAGAAGCGGAAGGGCGUGUGGAUCGAGAUCGACAGCGGUGGUGACGACGGCCAGAGCGAGAGGAGCAGCGCCGUGGCCAGCGAGGGGAGCACCGUCACGGCCGCCGCGUCCGCGGGCUCCACGGCCACGUCGGGGAGAUGCCGCGGGGCUCCGCGGGUGGGUUGUGCUGCUGGUGGUAAGGGGCCGAGGAGGGCGGAGGUGAUCAUGCAGUGGUUUUCGCAGACGCAAGCUGGGCCAGCGACGGAGAACGACAUCCGCGCCGCCGUCGGCGACAACUCCGGCACGAGCAAAGCGAUACGAUGGCUGUUGAAGCAGGAGGGCGGCUUGCGGCGUGCAGGCAAUGGUGGUGCCCUGGAUCCGUAUGUUUAUAUGGCGUUUACCAGCCUAGGUGGAAGUCCCUGGCUCGCUGUGCUGCAGCCUGGUCCGCAUUGCUGUCGCUGAAAGCUGCAUGAGAAAGGAUGAGAUGGUGUGCGACAAGGUACGGCUCCGUGGUGGAGUUGCCUCCGGCGGGGCACCCGGAACACCUUCCCGGUGCGUGCAAGCCAUUGUCGUAGCCCAGAGCAGCGACGCACCUCGGCUCGUUGAAGGUAAACCAGUUCUUCACCCUGUCUCCGAACGCGUGGAAGCAGAACUCGGCGUAGUCUGCAAACGCCUCCCUUCGAUUGGGCACGGCGUGCAGCUGGGUCAGACUGACUGACACAUGGUUGAAUCAAUUUGAAAUUUGGUUUCUAGAUGUCGUCUAGUUUGCAAUUCUUACACAAUCUUUGGGCUAAGCCAGCCCAGGUACUGUUCAUGGAGUGCCAAUGGGAGGUCAUAAUGGUAGAGAUUUGCAUACGGCGCGAUACCUGACUUGUAUGUAUACAUAUAUAUAAAGGUUAACCAGGAAUCUGAAUGUUUCCUGAAAGAAU
Molecule: messenger RNA, 1342 nt
Organism: Zea mays
Lineage: Eukaryota; Viridiplantae; Streptophyta; Magnoliopsida; Poales; Poaceae
Exons: 6
Coding region: 129-875 (248 amino acids)
Source: RefSeq, marked predicted